This is a messenger RNA of Chenopodium quinoa (quinoa), 670 nucleotides long. RefSeq names its product gibberellin-regulated protein 1-like. The record is from RefSeq and is a predicted model, not a curated record. The transcript has 3 exons. NCBI's taxonomy places the organism in Eukaryota, Viridiplantae, Streptophyta, Magnoliopsida, Caryophyllales, Amaranthaceae. The coding region runs from base 100 to 399 and encodes 99 amino acids.
UAAAUACAACCCUUCUUACUUAUCUCUUCCUCACUCAACUCUAAAUUUACUUACAAAGUAACUAGCUCAUCUUAAUUAUACAAAUUAUUUCUCUUAGCAAUGGCCUUUUCUAAGCUUAUUGUUGCUACUUUUGUCCUCUCUUUUCUUCUUCUUCAUGUAGCCGAAGCUCACGAAGUGACUGAGAGUUACGGUCCAAAGAGGUCUCUUCUUGGCAUAAAUUGUGGAGCAGCAUGUUUGGCUAGGUGCCAGUUAAGCCGAAGGCCAAACCUAUGCCACAGGGCUUGUGGAACUUGUUGUGCUCGUUGCGGGUGCGUGCCACCCGGUACUUCCGGUAACCAAGAGAUGUGUGCUUGCUACUACAACCAGACCACCCACGGUGGCAAACGCAAGUGCCCUUAAAAUUACCCUGAAAAAAUGAUUGCUCAACUCCGAACCCAUGUAACUUACUAGUGUUACUACGUACUUUUUCUAUGUUGAGCUCGAUCAAAUUAUUUGUUUCUCCUUUCACUUUCAUGUCCUAUUAUAUCUUAUUCUCUUUUGUAUUGUGUUUCUUUUCAUUUUGUUGGUUGAGUAUUAUAUCAUUGUAUGUAUGUAAUGCUAUUUAAUUAUUGUAUACGUUCACUAUUGUGAAUGAUCGAAUAUAAUAAAAUUAUUGGGUCUCUUGUCUUGA